AUGACGUCACUUGUGCCAGCGAUGAGAAGAUUCUCACUGUUGGAAACGGCUGAAACGAUCAUUUCUCUGCCGAAUGCAUCACUGCAAAAAGACUCGCGUCGACCCUCCGAACAGGACAUGGCCGACUCAGCACUGCUUUUCCUUGAGAGACGCCGAUCGUCCGAUCACGGAAUCGGCUCAAUCCAGCCGGAUCUCUAUCGCAGACGCGGGAGCAUCGUACGCCAUGAGGCAAACGGAAAACCAUCGGUGGCCAGGGUUCAGGUGCAAAUGACGUACGAUUUCUCGAAGAGCGAUUUCAUCGUCACUCUCUUAGAAGUGAGCCAUGUAAUCAAAUUGGACGAGUACUCGUUGGCGGUUUCCCUCUCGGACACGACGCUGAGAAGACAAUCGAGUAAAAUUGUGGCUGGAGCCCCGUUUCACAAAGAAACCUUCAAAUUCCCAGUCUCUUACGAGGAUCUUCUCGACAAGAGUCUCACCCUGCAACUGUUAGGAGCGACAAGAAUAGGCUCGGCCUCGUCGGUUCUCGGCAGCACAUCGAUCGAUUUGAGUUCGAUUGAUCCAAGUGAUGACGUGAUUCUCUGGUCCGAUAUCGAAUUGCACAACUCUGGUGAGAAUCUUGGCGAGCUUUUUGUCGGCAUUCAAUAUCUCCCCUCAGCCGAGCGUCUCACAAUCACCAUUCAUCAAGCCAAAGGUCUUCCCAGCAAAGAUGCAUUGCCAAACGCUGUCGCCAAAGUUUACCAUCUUUAUGACGGGAAAAUGGUGAAAAAGAGAAAAAGUGGAGUGCGUAAGAAUAGCGCAAAUCCGAUUUGGAAUGAAGCGUUGAACUUCAGCUGUACGAUGUCACAAUUGAUCAACUCACAAGUCGAGAUUCACAUCUUGGAUCACGACAGAAUCGGCAACCAUCGCCUAAUCGGACAGGUACUGUUUGGUGCAGGUGAUCGAAACGAUCGGAUGUGGAAGGAUUUGCUUGCUCAAAAAACCGUUAACCCACGUUGGAUCCCGUUACGUUUAUUG
Molecule: messenger RNA, 1014 nt
Organism: Mesorhabditis belari
Lineage: Eukaryota; Metazoa; Nematoda; Chromadorea; Rhabditida; Rhabditidae
Source: the annotation of a GenBank genome assembly